GUGAACACAAACAGUGACCGGUAGUGUAUUUUCCCCUGUAAGGAAUAGCAUAUAAGGCAUUUCAGAUAACAUCUAGGGAAUAAAAGAUGAAACAUUAUUUUAGCACCUGUGACGACCGCCCAGGGACACAGAACACGUCCGCUGCACACCUGUAGUCCGGGGAAUCGCCGUUACAAUACCACUGUUGAUUGAUAGACUAUACAGUAAAUCGAUGCAAAGUGACAUUUUCUGUGAAUUGUUUCCAUAAAUUUAUUCUUACAAACAUUCAGGUGAAUCACAGAGGAUUUAAGCUACCGAUAUUUGUGCGACGUUUUAGUGAUCAUGUCUUGUGUCCAGAGCCCGCUCACAGUGUUCCUACAUUGCACGAUGACGUAUGAUUUAAAAGGAUAUUUGUCACAAAAUACUUAAUUGCUGUGAGUGAUUUGCAGUUACUGCAUGACACACAAACACAUCAUUGUAUAUGCCAUAUACACAUACGGAUUAACACGCCCGCGUUUGUAUCCGCUGGAUUACGUUUAAAUAUCGUAUGUGACGUUUAGACAGAUAUAAUUAAAAGCAGUAAAAAUAUCGUAUGUGACGUUUUUGCGGAUCAUUUGAAAGCAAUAAUUCGUUCUGACGUGACAAAUGGAUAACGGAACGGAGGCAGACUACCGUCCAGAAAGUGUCUCUGGUUACAGACUGUACCAUGGCUAUAUCAGUCUGGUUAUCUGCUUAUCGGGAAUUGUUCUGAAUAUCUUCAACGCCUUCAUCUGGUCUAGAAAACGUAUGAAAUCUUCCACCAAUCUCAUCCUGAUGGCGCUAUCUAUCACUGAUUGCGUUUCUCUGUUUCUGUAUCUCGUCUACUCGUCAUAUCUGUUCAUUGCCACGGGACCCAGCCAGUUGUUGUACCACUCCGAGACCUGCAUGUAUGUAGUGGUCAUCACAUUUCAUGAAUUUAUUGGCUUCCAUACCACUUCAAACUGGCUGACCAUAUGCCUGGCAAUAUUCCGCUACAUCAAAGUAUGCCAUCCGAAUUCCGGAAAACUAUGGUGCAAUAGGAAAAGAGCCGAGCUUGCUAUUGUGCUGGUGUUUGUGAUGACAACGAUUGCUACCAUUCCGUUUUAUUUUUACUACGAAGUGUACAAUGUGUCUGAGGACUAUCCUAACAUAACGGGGUACUGGAUAAGAAAGACCAAAUUCGCCAGAAAUAAUGUGGACUACCAAACAAUACUGUUGUGGUUGUAUGGGGUGAUAUUCAAAGUUUGUCCCUCUAUUGCAAUGGUGGUCCUAAGCGCUCUGAUGGCUCUAAAGCUGCACCGGGCACAGAAGAGACAGAAAGUGUUCCGUGUUGGUCCAGAGAGUCACGUGACCAACCUCCGAGGGUACAACCAUACUACUAUAAUGCUCAUCGCCAUAGUGAUGAUUUAUGUUAUUUUGGAGAUACCAAUCGGGAUUUCGGCAUUCACUUCCGGUUUAAACGGAGAAGAAAGCCACUACUUUUACUUUUUGUUGUAUUCUGAAGUCGGCGAUAUUCUAGAUUUGCUGCCUUUAUUGAACGCCUCAUUUAAUUUCGCGGUGUAUUUUGCCCUGAGUGACCAGUUCAGGUCUGUGUUCAGAUUGUUAAUUAUGCGAAAAGCAACAAUAGAAAUUCCCCAUGGGUCGGAAACAAUAGAAAUGUCAGGUUCAACGAAAGUGUACACUGUACCCGUGAUCUGGAACUCUGUCAGACAAACACUUCAUUUAUAAUUAUAUGAAUAUGAUACAGAUUAAUGACAUUUAUAAUUAUAUGAAUAUGAUCCUGAUUAAUGACAUUUAUAAUUAUAUGAAUAUGAUCCUGA
This is a messenger RNA of Ostrea edulis (European flat oyster), 1817 nucleotides long. RefSeq names its product sex peptide receptor-like. Gene Ontology annotation, molecular function: G protein-coupled peptide receptor activity. Gene Ontology annotation, cellular component: membrane. The coding region runs from base 625 to 1725 and encodes 366 amino acids. Lineage: Eukaryota; Metazoa; Mollusca; Bivalvia; Ostreida; Ostreidae. The record is from RefSeq and is a predicted model, not a curated record. The transcript has a single exon. Gene Ontology annotation, biological process: G protein-coupled receptor signaling pathway.